UAAUUUGUAAACCCUAAUUCCCAAAUACAAUUGGGGAAAAAUUGUUUAAUCGAGGGUUGAAUAUGACGCUAACCGGCAAAAACCUAAUAGAUACCAAAAAAGCAAUGAAUAGUGCGACUCACGACGGUGUACGCCCGUCACAAUUACCAACAAAUGGAGGAGCCGGUCACCGACGGCGAUGAUUACGCCCACCACCGUCAGAUUGUCCUCGCCGACGUUGUAGCCCCUAUUUCUCAUUCCAUUUCCAGUUCAUCUUCAAUCACCCCUAUGUCCACCACCUCCUCAGCGUUCUCCCCUAGCGACGGUUCGGCCAUUCAAAAGGUCCCGGGCUCCGACGGCCUUCGCUUCGAUACGGUGUCUCCAACAAAUAUGCAAGGCACCCCAAAGUUUACUCUGCCUAAAGAUUGGUCUGUUGAAAAGGUACCUCGUAAGGGUGGAGGCACUACUGACAAGUAUUACCGUGAUCCUGAAACUGGACGACAGUUUCGAUCCCUUAAAGAGGUUGAGAGAUACAUCACUGAAGGAAUUACACCUGCAAAAUUUAAGGCGAAGAGGCUAAACUCUCAUCAUCAUGAAAAGAAUUCAGACAGUCAAGAUACAAUUGUGGCCGGUGGAAAGAAUUCAGGCAGUCAAAAUAUGAUUGUGGUCAGCGGAAAGAAGUUAGAUUUGGAAGAGGAUAAAGAUAAUCAAUAUCAGCUGGUUAAUGUGUCUACCCCAAUCAUCUCGCCUACAUCCUCCUUUAAACUCCCUGAUGGUUGGGUUGUGGAGGAGGUACCUCGUAGAUCUGGAGGCUAUAUUGACAAGUAUUACUAUGAGCCUGGGACUGGACAAAGGUUCCGAUCGAUGGUAGCAGUUCAGAAGCACCUAGAAGAGCUGGAAGAAAAUUCACCAUUGUCAGUUGUACUAGAAGGAAUGAGAGAGAAUAUUUUGCCCCUUUCCAAGGCUUUCAAAUUAAGCAAUCGUAUAAAGGACCAUGGUUCUUACAAUUCAUGGAAAAAAAGCAUAUCUAGAAAGGAGAAGACCUCAUCAUUUGUCGAUCCUCCAAGCAAAAUCAAUUGGGUUAUUGCUGGUGCCGGAGGGGAUGCAUGGAAUGCUUUUGAGGAUGAUACAUUGGUUCCAGAUUCUGUGAAGCAACAGUGGGGAAAGACAUUUAUGAUGAGCAUCAACAAUAGCAAACAUAAUGCUCCAGUUUCUGGGUGACAAGGUUUGGUUCUCAAGCUGGGUCACUAUAUAUCCUGUAUGAUCUUUUGAAAUGGAUUCUCAUCUAUUGAGAGGGUUGUAUCUGCAAUUGAGAGGGUGGAGUUUGGGGCCAAUCUGGAGAUGAUGUUGUAUUUGUAAAGUGGUGUUAUAAGUAGUGAAAUGUUUGUUUGUAUGAUCUUUUAUGUGAACUUGAUGGCUGAAUUGGAUUUAGAUGCUAUAUGAUAGUUAGCCUGGCUGUUUGACUUUCAAAGUCAAAUCUGCAUAGUAAACAGUAAACUUGGACCUAUCUUUACU
Messenger RNA from Cynara cardunculus var. scolymus (artichoke), 1494 nucleotides. RefSeq names its product methyl-CpG-binding domain-containing protein 7-like. NCBI's taxonomy places the organism in Eukaryota, Viridiplantae, Streptophyta, Magnoliopsida, Asterales, Asteraceae. The record is from RefSeq and is a predicted model, not a curated record. The coding region runs from base 154 to 1200 and encodes 348 amino acids. The transcript is spliced from 10 exons. Gene Ontology annotation, molecular function: DNA binding.